CGAGAGCGGGGACGAGAGUGCGGUGAAGUGUAGGUGGGGCCGGGAAAGAAGAAACUAGAUCUCGGCGGAAAAGCUCGAGCGCGCUUCCGCAGCUGUCUCAGCAGUGCCUUUGGGGCGCAUGCGCACACGCCAGUCGAGAGCUGAGGUGGGACGGAGGCCAGGCGCUAGAGCGCGGUAAAGAACCAUCGCGAUGGCCGCCCAAGGAGAACCCCAAGUGCAGUUCAAACUUGUAUUAGUUGGUGAUGGAGGUACUGGAAAAACAACAUUUGUGAAACGUCACUUGACUGGUGAAUUUGAGAAGAAGUAUGUAGCCACCCUGGGUGUUGAGGUCCAUCCUCUAGUGUUCCAUACUAACAGAGGUCCUAUUAAAUUCAACGUAUGGGAUACAGCUGGCCAAGAGAAAUUUGGUGGUCUGAGAGAUGGUUAUUACAUCCAAGCUCAGUGUGCCAUUAUAAUGUUUGAUGUAACAUCAAGAGUCACUUACAAGAAUGUACCAAACUGGCAUAGAGAUCUGGUACGAGUAUGUGAAAAUAUCCCCAUAGUGUUGUGUGGCAACAAAGUGGAUAUUAAGGACAGAAAAGUCAAGGCGAAAUCAAUUGUCUUCCAUAGGAAGAAGAAUCUCCAGUACUAUGACAUCUCAGCCAAAAGUAACUACAACUUUGAGAAGCCCUUCCUUUGGCUUGCUAGAAAACUUAUUGGAGACCCUAAUUUGGAGUUUGUUGCCAUGCCUGCUCUUGCACCUCCAGAGGUUGUCAUGGACCCAGCACUGGCAGCACAGUAUGAGCAGGACUUACAGAUUGCUCAGACAACUGCGCUCCCUGAUGAAGAUGAUGACCUGUAAGGGAAUGAAGCUAGAGCCCAGCGUCAGAGGUCUAGUUUUAUAGGCAACUGUCCUGUGAUGUCAGUGGUGUAGCGUGUUUGCCACUUUAUUAUAUAGCUGAGCAGAACAUGUGCUUAAUCUUUGGGAUGCUGAAGGAGAUGAAUGGGCUUCGGAGUGAAUGUGGCAGUUUAAAAAAAUAUAAUUCAUAUUUUGGACCUGCGUAUUUAGCUGUUUUGGACCGCAAUUACGUCCCCUUGAGUUUCAAAUAUAAAACUGCUGCAGUCCCAUCACAAUAUUCAGUGGUGAAUCUUGUUUGUUACUGUCAUUCCCAUUCCUUUUUCGUUUAGAUCAUAAUAAAGUUGUAUUUCAAAUAUCUAAGCAAGUGAGCUCUUAUCCCUUGUUUACAAUAAGCAUUUUAAAACCUGUUUUGUAAGAUCCGUGGUAGAUGUGUACCAUGUUACUAUUUAAAUGGCCUUCACGUUUUUAUGACUAGUUGUUUUUAAAAUGUGUUUCAAACAUAUCAGUAAGAUACAUCUGAGUCAUACAUUUCACAAAGUAAAGAUAGGGGCUGGACAGGUUAAGAAAAACUUUGUGCUACUGUUAGAUGACUGGUCACAACUUGGUAAUAAAGUUAAAAGGUGUGAGUAUAUAUAAUUUAGACAGUUAAGCUAAAAGUUUUCACACUAGCUAAGUAGUGUACCUAAGGUGGUUUGUGGAAGAAGGGUAAAGUUGAAGAAUAAAGUAAUCACAUGAGUGUUGUAUGUUUUUCCUGUGUAUGAGCUGUCGAUAGAAUAGAAUUUUAAUUUAUGUGGAUUGAGUAUCAAUUGAAUGCAGCUUUUUAAAGGCUAUAUUGCUUAACAUACAUGGGAAUGGUAACCAUACUUUGAAAGGGUGGUUUGAGGUGAUAGUGGAAAAAAGCUAGACUCUGUUAACUUCAACUUUGAUAAGCUUUAUUUAAAUCUACUGUAGGCAAAAUAUUGUUGGGAAGGAAGCAUAUCAAGACAAAAGUCAGUAAUCAGGUAAUGCUGUGAUAUGACCACCACCGGAAUAGUGAGAAAAUGGACCAUAUUCAGUGAUGUCAAUCUAAAUUGAAGCCUUGGAAUGAGUUUUGUAUUUUGGGUUCUAUAAUAAAAGUGAAGCAUUUAAUUAUU
Molecule: messenger RNA, 1971 nt
Organism: Phascolarctos cinereus (koala)
Lineage: Eukaryota; Metazoa; Chordata; Mammalia; Diprotodontia; Phascolarctidae
Gene: RAN
Product: RAN, member RAS oncogene family
Biological process (GO): protein import into nucleus; ribosomal subunit export from nucleus
Cellular component (GO): cytoplasm; nucleus
Molecular function (GO): GTP binding; GTPase activity
Source: RefSeq, a predicted model, not a curated record